This is a messenger RNA of Aspergillus mulundensis, 1653 nucleotides long. RefSeq lists its product as uncharacterized. Gene Ontology annotation, molecular function: catalytic activity. The record is from RefSeq and is a predicted model, not a curated record. Bases 1 to 1653 code for a protein of 550 amino acids. The transcript has 5 exons. NCBI's taxonomy places the organism in Eukaryota, Fungi, Ascomycota, Eurotiomycetes, Eurotiales, Aspergillaceae.
AUGUCCGUCUUCUCCCUCAACAUCAAGUCCUCCAACCCCGUCACAAUCGAGACCCUCGACACCGUCGCAACCACCCUGGGGAUCAAGAUCGCCGAGCAUGAAAAAGAAGACUACCUCCGUCUCCUCGCAGUAUACCACGAGAGCGCCGAGGCCUUGAUGAGCCUCCCUGACUACGUCCCCGAAGUAAACGAAACCCGUUUCCUCCGCAGAAACAUCCACUUCCCCCCGGCCUCCGAGAACCCUCUCAACGCAUGGGCCUGGAAAUGCGAGAUCGAGGACCAAUCCCCACCUGCAACACCAGGCCUCCUCGCCGGCCGCACACUCGUCCUGAAGGAUAACAUCGCCGUCAAGGGCGUGCCCAUGCUCAUGGGGACGGACAUGGUGAGCGGGUAUACGCCGGACACAGACGCAACGGUCGUAACGCGCGCGCUCGAAGCCGGCGCCAUCGUGCAAGGCAAAGCCGUCUGCGAGAACCUGUGCCACUCGGCGACGAGUUCCUCUGCGGCCACGGGCUCCGUGCAUAACCCGUUCGCGCACGGGUACAGCAGCGGCGGGAGCUCGAGCGGGUGCGGUGCGCUGGUGGCGAGCGGGGCGGUGGAUUUGGCGAUUGGCGCGGAUCAGGGCGGGAGUGUGCGGGUUCCAGCUGGGUGGUGCGGUCUGUACGGGCUGAAGCCUACGUUCGGACUGUUGCCGUAUACGGGGUGUGGGUCGAAUGAGCCGAGCAUCGCCCAUGUGCCCUGGGAACUAACAUGGUGCAAAGCAAACGACCACCUCGGCCCCAUGACCCGCACGCUCCUCGACAACGCCCUCCUCCUGCAAGCAACAGCCGGAACCGACAACAUCGACGACCGCUCCUUCGCCGCACCACCCCCCUCCAAGAUCCCAGCAUACCACGACCUCCUCCUCUCCCUCCCCAACCCAAGAUCCCUAACCGGGGUAAAAAUCGGCAUCAUAACCGAAGGAAUGACCAUGCCGGGCAUCGACCCGCGCGUGCUGAAAACAAUCACGCACGCAAUCUCCCUCUUCUCCACCCUCGGCGCUGACAUCUCGCACGUCUCAAUCCCAAUGCACACCAAAGGCGCCGCAAUCUGGACACCGAUCUCGAAGUCAGGGAACUUCCACUCGCGCAUGAACCGCGCGUUCGGGAGGCGCGGACACGCGCUCACAGACCUAAACACGCUCUUCCACCCGCUGACGCAAGAAAAGUGGGAUAAAGCAUACGUGUCUACCAAGAAUAUCUACCUGAACGGGGCAUACGCGGAAUCGCACUUCCCCGGCAUCCUCAGCAAGGCGACGAAUCUGUCGCGGAAGUUGCGCGAUGAGUAUGAUGCUGCAUUGAAGGAGUGUGAUGUGCUUGUCCUGCCGAACACGCCGUACGUCGCGAAUAGCCAUGUUGAUCCGGAGGUUGCGACGCCCCUGCAGAUGGUUGCCAAGCAGGUUGGGCUUACGGCGAACACGGCGCCGUUUAAUCAGAGUGGGCAUCCUGUGCUGGCGAUGCCGGUGGGGAUGCUGGAGGUUCAGGAAGGGCCGCUGGCGGGCAGGGGGGUCAAGGUGCCGGUUAGCAUGCAGGUUGUUGGGCGGUGGUGGGGGGAGAGUGAGGUCUAUCGGGUGGCGUAUGCGUGGAGUUUGAGCUUUGAUUGGAGGGGGAUGUAG